CAGAAUCUUUAAAACUAAGCCCUAAUUGCUUUUCUAAAAUAAGAAGCCAAACUUGGAAAGUGUUCAUAUAAAAUAUCUAAUGUGAUCACCCAAAUCAUUAUCUUUUACCUUGUCUUUUCCUUAAUUUUGCUGGCUGCCUACAUCUUAUUUCGUUUAGUAGCCUGGGGGAUGUAGAUGAUUCUAAUAAUUACAGUUUUUCUCAGUGCUUUGGUCUUGUUGUGUGUUUUCUUUUGGGCAUCUCUGUUUCAAGCUGAAGCAUAAUUAGACAAGAGAAGGGUUACAGUGCAAGGGGUCAUGGGAGCGUGUUAUGAAAAUAUGUUCUUACCAUUAAAUGAUAAUUUAAAUCUGGUUUUUAAUGAUUAUCUUGAGAUUACUUCAUCCUCUACUUUUGCUUUCUUGCUCAAACAGUCAAACUCCCGGAUACCUUCUUUGAUUGGACCUGGAAAUAAUUCUAAGGCUGCCCCCAAAAAGAUUUCUGUUGGUCAAAAGAAGCCACCUGAUGCACUUGGUUCUUCUCCACCUCCAUCAAGUAAGAAGCAAAAAGUGUCUGGAGACUUUCUGGAUCAAAGCAUUGAACAACUCAAUGAUGUUACUGCCGUAAGCGGAGUUAAUAUCAGGGAGGAGGAAGAACAACUAUUUUCUGGCUCCAAGGAAGAGUUUCGGGAUUUGGAGGCAUCUAGACGGGUUGUUCAAGAAGAAGAAGAAAGACUGAUGCUGCAUAAGAUUCCACUCGAGAAGAAACUAACAGAAAUCAUGGCUAAGUGUGGUUUAAAGAAUAUAAGCAAUGACGUGGAGCGAUGCUUGUCCUUGGUGAGCCUUUAAUGUGCCUAUACUCUAAUUAUGACUUCUCAUACUUUUUCUAGGAACCAUAUUGGAGUAAUUUUUGGACAGUCAAGGGAGAUUUUAGAGCUUCAAAAUCUUUU
Olea europaea var. sylvestris is the source of this 923-nucleotide messenger RNA. RefSeq names its product transcription initiation factor TFIID subunit 4b-like. Gene Ontology annotation, biological process: transcription initiation at RNA polymerase II promoter. Lineage: Eukaryota; Viridiplantae; Streptophyta; Magnoliopsida; Lamiales; Oleaceae. The record is from RefSeq and is a predicted model, not a curated record. Gene Ontology annotation, molecular function: DNA binding; RNA polymerase II general transcription initiation factor activity. The transcript is spliced from 4 exons. Gene Ontology annotation, cellular component: transcription factor TFIID complex. The coding region runs from base 295 to 822 and encodes 175 amino acids.